CUCGGAAUUUUUGGUUAUUUAUGUUUUGAAAAACAUUUUAGGGAAAUCUCGCACUGAAACUCUACUAGACAGGAGUUACAAACGUGCUGUAAGCAUUGGUUAUCGUCGAACGUAACCUCAACCGUACGCCCAGACACGCGAAUUCAACGUCGUACGCUCUCCUUAAACCACCGAUAUCCCUCGCCGGCGCCCUCUUUCUUUCCUUCUACGGAACUCGCAGUCAGUACUUUCUUCAAUGAGUAGAUACGAUAGCCGCGCGGCCGACCCAGACACGUAUCGUGACCGUCGAAGUGACUCUGGGUUUGGCGGCGGAUCAACAUAUCGGGCAUCUUCAACAGCUAGGAAAGACUAUGAGGGUAGUGACUCGCCACGGAAAUUGGAUUUAGAGGGGUUGACCCCAUUUGAGAAGAAUUUCUAUGUCGAGUCGCGGUCAGUUGCGGCAAUGACGGACAGCGAUGUGGAUGAGUAUAGGCUGCGACGGGAGAUAACAGUAGAAGGCCCAGAUGUGCCCAAACCAGUGAAGAGCUUCAAUGAUGUGGGGUUUCCAGAAUAUGUAAUGGAUGAAAUUGAGAAAGCUGGCUUUACUGAACCUACACCUAUUCAAGCUCAAGGAUGGCCUAUGGCCUUGAAGGGCCGUGAUCUCAUUGGUAUUGCAGAAACAGGUUCAGGGAAGACACUAGCAUACCUACUUCCAGCGAUUGUACACGUUAAUGCUCAGCCAUUUUUAGCACCGGGAGAUGGCCCUAUUGUGCUAGUAUUAGCUCCAACUCGUGAACUUGCUGUCCAAAUCCAACAAGAAGCUACUAAAUUUGGUGCCUCAUCAAAGAUUAAGAACACUUGCAUAUAUGGAGGGGUUCCAAAGGGACCCCAAGUUCGUGAUCUUCAGAAAGGCGUUGAAAUUGUUAUUGCUACACCUGGAAGAUUGAUUGACAUGUUAGAAUCCCAUCACACAAACUUGCGUAGGGUUACAUAUCUUGUGUUGGAUGAGGCUGACCGUAUGCUGGACAUGGGAUUUGAACCUCAAAUCAAGAAAAUUGUUGCCCAGAUACGACCAGAUCGUCAAACUCUGUACUGGAGCGCUACAUGGCCAAAGGAAGUUGAGCAACUUGCUAGAAAAUCCCUUUACAAUCCGUACAAAGUCAUUAUUGGUUCAGAAGAUCUUAAAGCUAAUCAUGCAAUUCGCCAGCAUGUGGAAGUUGUCUCCGAAAGCCAAAAAUAUAACAAAUUGGUGAAGUUAUUGGAAGACAUUAUGGAUGGUAGCCGGAUUCUGAUAUUUAUGGACACUAAAAAAGGAUGUGAUCAAACAACUCGGCAACUUAGGAUGGAUGGUUGGCCUGCACUCUCUAUCCACGGGGAUAAGAGCCAAGCAGAAAGAGAUUGGGUCCUUUCAGAAUUCAAAGCUGGCAAGAGUCCCAUAAUGACAGCUACAGAUGUUGCUGCUCGAGGGUUAGAUGUGAAGGAUGUAAAAUAUGUCAUCAACUAUGAUUUCCCAGGAUCCCUGGAGGACUAUGUUCAUCGGAUUGGUCGAACAGGAAGAGCAGGUGCCAAAGGAACAGCUUACACAUUCUUCACAGUUGCAAAUGCCAGAUUUGCAAAAGAGCUUAUUAGUAUUCUUCAAGAGGCAGGACAGAAAGUCAGCCCUGAUCUAGCUGCCAUGGGACGUGGUGCUCCUCCUCCACCUCCAGGAGGCCAUGGGGGUUUCCGAGAUCGUGGCAGAGGUUUUGGAAGUGGACAACGAAAAUGGAAUUAAGAGCUCAAAGACUAAUAUCAUUGCAAGCCCGCAUAUCGUUUGGGAGAUGGUUAUUGAGGCGAGGUGAUGGGGGUAUAUUACCAACCUUUUGUCUUGUAAGCUUAACUUUAUAGUUCCAACUUCCAAGUGAAUUGAUGGUUGAUACUCCAUAAUGGGGACAGAAGACAUGUGUAAUUUCAUUAAUCUAUCAUUAUACGGUAAUAUUAAAGAUAUCUGACUCAUUGUUUUUCAGGCAAUCUGGAACACUAGCUAGUUUUUGUUAAUUUAAUUUGGAGUGCAGUAGAUUUGUUUUUUUUAUCGAUAGCUUCCAAGAAGUUUGUAUGUAUUUUGUUUUCCUAAUUUAUCAAGGACAGACCUAUCUUUAUAAACUCUGCAGUAUUUAUUAGUAUUGAGUGUUGAAAUCAAAGCCAUUAAGC
Cuscuta epithymum is the source of this 2166-nucleotide messenger RNA. The record is from the annotation of a GenBank genome assembly. NCBI's taxonomy places the organism in Eukaryota, Viridiplantae, Streptophyta, Magnoliopsida, Solanales, Convolvulaceae.